This is a messenger RNA of Aspergillus mulundensis, 837 nucleotides long. Its product is annotated as glycoside hydrolase family 128 protein. Lineage: Eukaryota; Fungi; Ascomycota; Eurotiomycetes; Eurotiales; Aspergillaceae. The record is from RefSeq and is a predicted model, not a curated record. Bases 1 to 837 code for a protein of 278 amino acids. The transcript has a single exon. Gene Ontology annotation, cellular component: fungal-type cell wall. Gene Ontology annotation, biological process: fungal-type cell wall polysaccharide metabolic process.
AUGGUCUCGUUCAAGUCCCUCUUCACCUCGGCCCUCCUGGCCAGCUCCGCCCUCGCCGCUCCUCACGGCCACACGCACACGAAGCUGCAUCAGAACCUCGACCCCGUCAAGCGCUCCACCAACGGCACCUCCAAGCGCGGCGCCGCCUACAACGACGCCUCGCUGGUCCAGCACCUCGCCUCAACCGGCACCGUCUCUUGGGCCUAUGACUGGAACAUGUACACAAUGGGCGACCUCCCCGGCACCGUCGAGUUCGUCCCCAUGCUCUGGGGCAGCAAGAUGUUCACGGGCUGGUUCGCCGCCAUCCAGACGCUCCUGAACUCCGGAAACAAGUACAUCCUCGGCUUCAACGAGCCGGACAUGGCCUCUCAGGCCGCCAUGUCCUCGUCCGACGCCGCCGGCUACUACCGCAACUACAUCACCACCUUCGCCGGCAAGUCGAAGCUUGUCUCGCCGGCUGUGACAAAUGGUGUUGGCAGCGACGUGGGUCUCGACUGGAUGCGCAACUUCCUGAACUCCUGCACGGAUUGCGGCGUCGAGGCCCUUGCCGUGCAUUGGUACGGUGAUAGCGCGGACGACUUCAAGACAUUCGUCGGCAAGGCCACCGCCCUUGCGGACGAGUUCAACAUCGGCGAGACCUGGGUUACGGAGUUCGCGCUUAACUCGGAUCUCUCGGGGUCUGGGGGCUCGAGUACCUCUGCCGACUUCCUGACCGAGGUGCUGCCUUGGUUGGAUGCUCAGGAGAAGGUCGGGCGCUAUGCUUACUUCAUGUGCUCGGAUGGCCACCUGCUCAGCGGCAGUGGGCUGAGUCUGAGCGGGAAGGCUUACGUUGCGUAG